AUGGCCAGUUUGGUUCCAAAUGUCUGGGCAGCCAUUCUCAUUCCCGUGCCUGCGUCCGUCGCGGCCGUCAUCCUGCGCCUCAAGGCCAGGCGGAUGACGCGCAUGGGCAUGGGCCGCGACGAUUGCUUCGCCGUGGCCGCCCUGUCGACCUUGGUCCUGUGGACGAGCGAGGUCUUGUACUCUUGGGCCAUCUUUUGCGCCAAGACAGCCGUCCUGUGCUUCUUCCUCCGCGUCUUUCGAUUCUCCUCCAUCCGCGUCCCCAUCAUGAUUCUCAUCACGCUGUGUUCUAUCUGGAUCACUAUACGCACCUUCUUCACCCUAUUGCGCUGCAGGCCGAUCCAGGCAUUCUGGGUGCAAAAUAUCCAAGGCGCCACGUGUUUCACCAAUGUGCGUGCCUAUUACCUCGCCACCGAUGUCUCCCACUCGUCGAUGGAUUUCAUCAUCCUGGCCCUCCCCAUAUAUGAAGUCUCGAGAAUGAAGCUCCCGUUUGGCCAAAAGAUUGCUGUAGUCGGCCUCUUUGCCACCGGAUCUCUGUACGUCUCUUGCAGCCAUGCUUUUGCCUCAUCAGCCCCGCAACUUGCUCAUCUGUGGUCCUUGUGUGUUCUUAUGGUGGCGGUGUUCUGGGUUUCACCUAAUGAAUCCUCGGCUAAGCUGGCCAUCCUGACUCUGUGUCUGGGACGCCCUUGA
This is a messenger RNA of Metarhizium robertsii ARSEF 23, 687 nucleotides long. RefSeq lists its product as uncharacterized. The transcript has 2 exons. The coding region runs from base 1 to 687 and encodes 228 amino acids. NCBI's taxonomy places the organism in Eukaryota, Fungi, Ascomycota, Sordariomycetes, Hypocreales, Clavicipitaceae. The record is from RefSeq and is a predicted model, not a curated record.